Effrenium voratum is the source of this 993-nucleotide messenger RNA. Lineage: Eukaryota; Dinophyceae; Suessiales; Symbiodiniaceae. The record is from the annotation of a GenBank genome assembly.
AUGAGUUGCACAAGCUGCGACUGCGACUGCGAGCGUCAGCCGCGGAGCUUGGCAGAUGCCACUGCGGAGUGUCGGGACUUGGAGCAUGCCACGGCUAGCCUCUUCCAUCAGCUGGACCCCGACAGGCUGGCGGCGCUGCAGCGCCGCUGCGCCCAGCUGCUGCUGCAGCGCCAAGCCGCGGCGGCGCGGUUCCCGCCGGCGCAGCGGGCGCGGCGCGUGGCGGAGCGGGAGCUGGAGGCGACCAGCCAGGAGCUGUCAGAGGUUUUGGCCAGCAACCGGCAGCUGGAGAAGGAUCUGCAAGGCCUCCACCGCACGUGGCAGAAGCUACAAGGACAGCUCAGCCAGGCCCAGCUUGAAGCGCAGCAAUCCACUGAAGCCAUGCAUCGUCUGGACGAGGAGGACGCGGACCUCCUUCUGGCCCACCAGCGCCUCGACGAUGCGAGUGCCGCCCUGCACAGCGAGCACGAGACCUUGGCGCAGCAGGUAGCGGCUGAGCGGCAGAAGCGCAUGGAGUUGAAAGCCGCGUGCCGUCAUCAGAUCGCAAAAGUGGAGGAGUCGAAGAUCGAGCUGCAGCGGGGCUUGGAGAAACAGGAGCCAGAGCUCGCGGCGGCGAGGGAGGUGCUCAAGUGCCAGCGGGCCUCCACGGAGGAGGUCUUGGCAAAUUUGGCGCGGGUCAAGGCAGAGGUGGACAAGGCGGAGGCGGAGGCAUCUCAGCUGCUGAAUGCCAAGCACCGCAUCCACGAGGAGUGGAUGCAGGCCCAGAAGCAACAUGGCCAGCUGAAGGACGCCUUGGAGCAGACCACGCAGCGGUUGAAGGACUUGGCGAAGGAGGAGUCACAGGCUUUGAGCGAUUGGCGCCACGGCUAUUUGCAGAACCUGGACGAGAAAAUCCGACGCCGGAAACUUCGACAAAGCGCCGUCUCCCAAGUGACGACAACCACGUGCAAGGAGCCGCUGACCAUUUCAAUGGCGCCUACUUCUGAGGUACAGUGA